GUGCUAUGACGGUCACUGCGAAAGAGAAAAGAAAAAAUGAACUGAAACUAGGCUGGAUGAUGUUUCUUCUUGACGCGAGGGCCUACCACAGUACACGGGGGGUGGGGGGCAAGGGUGAGGACGUCGCUAUAUAAGACAACAUGAUGCUGAGCCACACCACACUUCGCCGCACACUCCACACUCCACCAUGAGGUUCCUGGUGAUUUUCCAGACGAUCCUGGCGGCGGCCAUCGCGGCAAAGCUCCCCACCUACAGCCUCCCCAACCUGCAACACCAACCAAAUGUUGGCACCCCACUGCCUGCCCCGCCCGCCAGGCCAUCAGACCAGCAUAUCCAGGAACACGUGGAUCAGAAUAGCCCAAUUCAGACCUAUGAGCCCGCUGGACCACUUGUCCCUCAGCAGCCCCAUAGCCCAGCAGGACCCAAUGAUCUGACUCACACUUUCGAAGAACCCACGAGGCCACAAGAGCCAUUCCAGUUUCAGGGUCUUGCGGGCCACGAUGUCUUUUUCCAGGCCUUUGAUGAACCUGCCGGGCCAGCACAGACUUUCGUGAGACCCACGGAGUCUAACGAUCUAAAUCAGAUCUAUGACAAGACCACGGGGCCAUUCUCCCCGACACAGUCCCAGGGCAUUGAUGGACAAACUGUCUUCGGAAGCUCCGCCUUAGAGCCACAAGGAUCAACACAACCCAAACACUCCGCUGGUGCUGUGCUAGGCGGCAGGUGCCCGCAGGGACAUGUGGUGCACGCUGACGGCUCCUGCGUGGUGCCUGAGGUGACCCGCGACCUGUACGUGUUCAGCAUCCCCGACACGCCCCGCCGCCCCUCCAAGCCGCUGCCCACCCUGCCGCCACCAAGGGUGCACGAGCACGUGCUGUUCAUCCGCGCGCCCGAGGGCGGGCACGCCGCGCAGCCCCUGCUGGUGCCGCCGCCCGCGCAGAAGAGCGUCGUCUACAUCCUCAGGGAAGAGUCGCCCGACGAGGAGCCGCGCGUCAUCCAGGCGCCCGCGCCGCCGCCCGCACGCCCCGAAGUCUUCUUCGUCAACUACGAGGAUGGCGAGAACCCCAGCCUGCACGGCGGCCUCGACCUGCAGCAGGUCCUGCAGACCGUCACCUCGGCCCCGCCAAGCCUACAGGAGCCACACCACGUGCAGGAGGCGCCGGAACAGCAGACUCACUUCCAGCAGGAAGGUCACACCGGCGGCGACCUUGUCCUAGAAGACCACAGCGACGAAGACCUCGCUCUGGGAGGAUACAGUGCCCAUGGUGCUAUUCUGGGAGGCCACAGUGAUGGUAGUUUUGCUUUUGGAGGCCACAGCAACGGUAACCAGCAGCCAGAAAGCUACAGCAACGGUAGCCAGCAGCCAGAAAGCUACAGCAACGGUAGCCAGCAGCCAGAAAGUUACAGCAACGGUAACCAGCAGCCAGAAACCUACAGCAACGGUAGCCAGCAGCCAGAAAGCUACAGCAACGGUAGCCAGCAGCCAGAAAGCUACAGCAACGGUAGCCAGCAGCCAGAAAGCUACAGCAAUGGUAACCAGCAGCCAGAAAGCUACAGCAAUGGUAACCAGCAGCCAGAAAGCUACAGCAAUGGUAACCAGCAGCCAGAAAGCUACAGCAAUGGUAACCAGCAGCCAGAAACCUACAGCAAUGGUAACCAGCAGCCAGAAAGCUACAGCAAUGGUAACCAGCAGCCAGAAACCUACAGCAAUGGUAACCAGCAGCCAGGAAGCUACAGCAAUGGUAACCAGCAGCUGGAAGGCCACAACAAUGAUCAUCUCGGUUUAACGGUCGUUAUUGAUAAUGACUUCGAGCUUGGAGAACACCUCGACCAUGAUGUUUCUUUGGAAGGUCACUCUGACGACACGUUUGUCCUGACAGGCCACGAUGAUAUCUCUCUGGAGGGUCACACUGACGAUGACUUUCAUCUGAGAGGUCACAGCCAGGGUGACCUCGUGUUGGAAAGCCAGGGUAACAAUGGCGCAAACAACAUUGUCCUGAGCGUCGAGACAGAUGAGUCUGUGGGUCAAGGUCCGAGCGGCACGCAGGAAACUCUUGCCGAGGCUCCGACUAGCUUUGCAUUCCAGAACAGCGGCGCCCUUGGCAGCGACUUCCCCCAGGAGGGAGGAAACGAAGGCUACGCAGUGCCCGCCAGACUCCUCGGCGUCAAUCUAGGAAGCAGUACCAACAAAUUCAAUGGCUUCGUCGACAACGAGGAGGCAGCACGUGGCGCGGUGGAUUCAAUUACUGACACAGUGGCAAGAUUCAAUGGGAACGUGUACGGGCCGCCCACCAUCUCCCCUGCUCCUCCAUCUCUGCUCUACACACAACCUUAACGCCCCACGCUCUUUACUUUACACGCGUGAUGUCUUGACGUAACACUCCGCUGCAGCUAACACCCCACAUCCUGCCUCACGCCAGAACAGCCAGUGAGGAAUAUGAGAAAAAAAAAAUCUUUUGGCUUAGAAAUAAGAACAUAAGGGAAGCCGCAAUAAGCCAAUAGGCCUACACGUGGCGGUCCCAUUUUUCAGUUCCUUUUUUAAGUACUUGAAGUGUAGUACUGUGUGUCCUUGAAAAUAAAACACGCAGCAACACCUCUCCACUUCACUACUCACUGACUGUCUCGCGUUGCUUCCCAUCCCUGUCCCCUCAGGCAACAUGGUCCAGUAGUUCCUGUAGUAAUAGAGCAGUCAUGCAUGCGACUGCUACCUUACAGAAAAACCUUAAGUAUCUGUUCACAUUUAAUCAAUGACUUUUAUAUAAUUUCAUAGAGUAUAUCAUAUUUAUUUAGCGUAAUAAAGCAUAAAUUUCAAAUAA
Molecule: messenger RNA, 2816 nt
Organism: Scylla paramamosain (green mud crab)
Lineage: Eukaryota; Metazoa; Arthropoda; Malacostraca; Decapoda; Portunidae
Exons: 2
Coding region: 188-2335 (715 amino acids)
Source: RefSeq, a predicted model, not a curated record